AUGCCUUGCUUCUCGCGCACUAUCGAAUUUAAACCAAAGAGCUACGGAGAGACAUCAUUGAAAAAAGGGACUGAGCCUCGAAAACGCUGGCUGAGCCUCGUCUCGCGGAUCUCACAGUCAAAGUGGCAUAUCAAAGUCGCUUAUUAUGGGACGCUUCAAUCCGACCAGUCCUCCGCACCCUUCGCCAAAGUACGGAAACGGCGAGAAGAUCUACAGAAUCUCUGUGUUCAUAUCGAUUUCGACUACAUACAGCUCCUGGAUGACACGGUUACAGAGCUUUACAUAACGCGUGAUCACAAUGCUGCUACUGUUCAAGGCCAGAGGCUCCGGUUAAAAACACCGCUAGACACAGGAAAUGAAUACACAGCCACCGUCGACCAUCUAUGGGUCCAGAUACAAGAGGACCCAUCUCGAGUACGGUUUCCAUCCUUUGGAAGUGGCGGCAAUAUACCUAUAAAAGAUCUGUCAGGAAUUAGGAAGGAAAGGGAACUCGCUCCAGGGGUGUACGAAGUGCACAUUAACGGCGACGAGGAAUUAUAUGUCUACAAGGAAAUUGGCAGGCCUCUUUACGAGCCAAGGGAUAGUAAGGUUUUGGAACAAGAGCUACGAAACUUAGAACUGUUUCGUGGCACGGAAGCUGUCGUUCAACUGAUCGCUGCUGUCAUCUCUAAAAACCCGUACGAAACUACCGAUGGCUACGAAGAAGACAGACCGGCCGUCUUACGCGGGAUCAUUCUCGAGCAUCAUCCAAACGGCACCAUACAGGAUGCACUGCGGUCACAAAAGAGGAAACGCCCGUGGGGACAAUGGGCACUGCAGACAGCCAUUGCGCUCGACCUUCUUCAUCAGAGGAACGUUCCGAACAUGGAUCUAAAACCCGCAAACAUCGUCAUCAGCAAAGAGAAUAACGCUGUCCUCAUUGAUAUUAGUGGGAUUGGAGGCGUAACUCAGGAAUGGCUAUCGCCAGAAAUGCAGGAUCUAGACGACCCAUUAUCUCAACCCGUGGAAGCAAGAAUACAGAAUGAUAUCUGGGCACUUGGAAAGAUGUUCUCAAUGAUGGCAAUUGUUUCAGGCAAUGAUACGGAAAACCAGCUCCUCAGGAGUAUUGCGAUGGAUGCUACCGCACAAGACCCCCAUUUGCGACUCCCUCUUCGCGAGAUUAUUUCCAAACUUUCAAAAGAAGGUAUCCUUCAGAAUUCACUCCAGUCAAUCGCUUCAGGGUCAAAUCCGCCGUCUGUGCGGUCGUCUAUGUAGUGUUUAGCGUAGUUCUCAAGUACAUGCUAGGCUACGAAUAGUGACUGACUGGGACCGUCGCGAAUGAGUCCAGGCUUCUUAUCGCAUCCCUCGAUAACUCUGCAAGUUCCGGCGCGGACUAUCAUAACAGCGAUUUGGGCUGCUGCCUGGCUCCGGCUCGCUGCGGCUCGCUGUGGUUAGGGAGCUAGCCAAUAUGGCCCAGCGGCCGCCUAGCUGGUGAUAGGAUGUAGGAACUUUUCGGCAGAUGAACAAAGGUUGAUGAUGCAAGGGAAUUUGGAGCGGGUCGCGAAUCUGCAGGAGU
Molecule: messenger RNA, 1555 nt
Organism: Mytilinidion resinicola
Lineage: Eukaryota; Fungi; Ascomycota; Dothideomycetes; Mytilinidiales; Mytilinidiaceae
Product: kinase-like protein
Exons: 1
Coding region: 1-1254 (417 amino acids)
Biological process (GO): protein phosphorylation
Molecular function (GO): protein kinase activity; ATP binding
Source: RefSeq, a predicted model, not a curated record